UCUCUCUCUCUCUCUCUAUGUAUAUAUAGAUACCGACCUUGUGAGAUCAGCUAAGCUAGCUAGCUCUUUAUUUCCCUUUUUCACCUUUAGCGUUAUUUAUUCCACCAGAUCUAACAUCUAAACCCAGCUGCUUAUAUACAUAUUUUUCCAUUGUCCCCAAAAUCUCUCUUGAUGAAUAUCACAGGACCCCAUCAACAACAUCCACUCCCACAUCUCUCUACCCCAUGCAUGAAACCAUUCAAUUGAGUAUCUUUGCCUCUGCAAAAAGAAACUGAACAACCCCCCACACCCCCUCUCUCUUUCUCUCUCUGUCUCCAUGAUGUCCCCGAAUACUCUUCAGGGAAAGCAAGCCACCAAAGAAGAGAACCAAAGCUCCGGUAACCGGAAAACUGCAUCAACAAGGCCACAAGAGCAGGCGAUGAAGUGUCCAAGAUGCGACUCGCCCAACACAAAAUUCUGCUACUACAACAAUUAUAGUCUAACACAGCCCAGGCAUUUUUGCAAGACUUGUAGAAGGUACUGGACUAAAGGAGGAGCCCUACGCAACGUUCCCAUCGGCGGUGGCUGCAGGAAAAACAAGAAGAUGAAAUCAUCUUCUAGGCUUUCUGGUGAUUCCAAGGACUCCAGCGGAUCCUCAGAGAUCGGUGGAUUUAAGUUCUUUCAUGGUCUUUCUCCAGCCAUGGAUUUUAAUCUAGGUGGCUUAUCAUUUCCUAGGCUAAACCCUUCUCCAGGUGGCCUAUAUAAUCAGUUCUCUUCAUUUGGGGAUAUUUCUGCCACCUCUACAGGUGCUGUUAGUGUUACCAGUCCUUGUUUCAGCCUUGAUCCAUCUGGGAGCUCCACUGGUUCAUUGAUGGGAUUCAAUUAUCCACUUUCUUCAGUUGCAGCUGGGUUUAGCGGUGCAAUUCACCAGGAUGUGGGUGGUAGUUCGAUGAGUGUUCACACUAGUCUUGCAUCUUCAAUUGAGUCUUUGAGUUCUAUAAACCAAGAUUUGCACUGGAAAUUGCAGCAGCAAAGAUUGGUUAUGCUUUUUGGAGGAGAAGAUCAGAAAGAUAGCAUUGUUUCUUCAGUUCCUAUCGAAAGCCAGGCACAGAAGCCUCAACCCAUUUUGUUUCAAAAUCUUGAAAUUUCAAAACCUGAAACAAGUGGUGUUGGUAAUUCAAGAAGAGAAGGUGGAAGUGGGGGUGAUACAGCGACGGAGUGGUUCUUUGGGAAUUCUUUCGGGCAAGUGAUUCCAACCCCAGCCAAUAGUAACAACAAUUGCAACGAUAACACAGCAGCUGCCAACUGGAAUGGGGGUCAAGUGUGGGGUGAUUUGCAUCAAUAUAACGGUUUGCCCUAGACCCGAAGCAUCAUCAUGAGGUAGACCCUUAAUGAAAAGGGAAAAAUUAUAUAGAAAUGAAAAUAUUAUCUAAACCCAUUUUAGGUACAUGUUUCUUCUUAAUUGCUUUUGUUGGGCGCAGAUCAACUUGUAAAAGUUGGGAAAAAGGAGAAAGUAAUUUUUUGUUUUUGUAUUAUGUUUUAGUAAGACGUUAAACAAUUAAAUAGCAUUUUAGUUCUUGUUCU
Messenger RNA from Hevea brasiliensis (rubber tree), 1563 nucleotides. RefSeq names its product dof zinc finger protein DOF5.7. The record is from RefSeq and is a predicted model, not a curated record. Gene Ontology annotation, molecular function: DNA binding; DNA-binding transcription factor activity. Lineage: Eukaryota; Viridiplantae; Streptophyta; Magnoliopsida; Malpighiales; Euphorbiaceae. Gene Ontology annotation, biological process: regulation of DNA-templated transcription. Bases 317 to 1339 code for a protein of 340 amino acids. The transcript has a single exon.